AUGGCUGCCGUAAAUCACAACCGUUCAUUCACGUCUGCCCUCAUCGAUCCGAGCUCAGCGGUCUCCACUCCCGAAGUGGUCACCGAAUGGCUCGGUGUACUGACGACCUACCUGCUCAUAUUAUCGUACAUUAGCAUCUUCAUAUUAGGUCUCAUAGGCAACGUUCUCGUGAUCGUGACACUCACUCGCAACAAACGGUUCAAGGUACCCACAAACGCAUUCCUGCUCAACUUAGCAGUGAGCGAUCUCCUCGUCGGAGUAUUCUGCAUGCCUUUCACGCUGUCCGGCAUUGUUUUUCGUGAGUUCAUCUUCGGCGACCUCAUGUGCAAGGCUGUACCUUACGUUCAAGCUGUCGCGGUCGCUGUGAGCGCUUGGACUCUCGUGAUGAUCUCUUUUGAGCGAUACUUCGCCGUCUGCCAGCCCCUGCGCUGCCGAACUUGGCAAAGUUCGUGGCACGCAGUCAAACUGAUCAUUGUGAUCUGGAUCGUGGCACUUAUCCUCAUGCUGCCUCUCGGCUGCUUGAAUCGGCUCAUCGAGAUGGAGCGCUUCAAAGGGAAAUACAAGUGUCGGGAAAAGUGGCCAAGCCCAGCCUUAGAGACUGCGUUCAACCUCGCUCUAGACGCCGUUUUGUUCGCUGUACCGCUCGCCAUCAUGGGCACGGCCUACGUUCAAAUAUCGUGGACCUUGAAGAAAGGCAUCAAAGAUCACGAGCGAUGCGUCAAUGCCAUCCCGAUAACGAGAACAUCGGGCCUGAUGAUCAAAGACAGGAGUUGUGAUGACGAAGGUGGAGGGAAGCAAAACGGCAAGAAGGUCGCUGACAAAGAACCGAUGCUAAUUGUGAAGUGGUGCAGGAUGACGGAGAACAACUCGGAUUAUGAAGAGGACAACGUCGACGAGGCGCCAGCAGAGAGAGAAGUGAAUGGAGGCGACUCUCUAAGGAUGUCGAGAACGGUCUCAACACACCACAGACGUGAGCUCCUCAUCGGACAUCUACGCUCAAAUAAUUUAGAGCAACGAAUGGCCGUGAAGCGCAAAGUCAUACGGAUGAUGUUCGUCGUGGUUCUCGAGUUCUUCAUCUGCUGGACCCCGCUGUACACUAUCAACACGAUUUCUUCGAUUUCGCCGGAAUACCUGUCGCCCCUGGGCUCGUUCGGGCCUCCAUUAUUCCUCCUCCUCUCGUACAUCUCGUCGUGCUGUAAUCCGAUCACGUAUUGUUUCAUGAACAACAAUUUCCGAAGGGAGUUCCGCCGGGCCGUCGGCUGCAACUCGAAGCGAGGUUAUCUCGGGAGCCAAGCUGCGAGGACUCGAUCCCCUAGAGCGAGGCUUCGCGAUGUUCAGCGAAGUUCUCCACACGAGGAAGAUCUUUCUCGCAACUUGAGCCGUAGGGAACUUCGGAUCGAUGAGUCAUUAAUCAUUACUCGCGAAGCGGCUGUGGACGAGAGGAAAAUUCACCAGAUUUCCUCGUCUCAAGAGAGCGGCAAUGUUGCCUUCGGCCGCCUCCCAGGAACAACUCGAACAAGAUGA
Molecule: messenger RNA, 1524 nt
Organism: Galendromus occidentalis (western predatory mite)
Lineage: Eukaryota; Metazoa; Arthropoda; Arachnida; Mesostigmata; Phytoseiidae
Product: cholecystokinin receptor type A
Exons: 9
Coding region: 1-1524 (507 amino acids)
Biological process (GO): neuropeptide signaling pathway
Cellular component (GO): plasma membrane
Molecular function (GO): neuropeptide receptor activity
Source: RefSeq, a predicted model, not a curated record